Etheostoma cragini (Arkansas darter) is the source of this 3085-nucleotide messenger RNA. RefSeq names its product NMDA receptor synaptonuclear signaling and neuronal migration factor. Gene Ontology annotation, cellular component: cytoplasm; nucleus. NCBI's taxonomy places the organism in Eukaryota, Metazoa, Chordata, Actinopteri, Perciformes, Percidae. The transcript is spliced from 15 exons. The record is from RefSeq and is a predicted model, not a curated record. The coding region runs from base 253 to 2187 and encodes 644 amino acids. Gene Ontology annotation, biological process: positive regulation of neuron migration; regulation of neuronal synaptic plasticity.
GCAGCUACCCCACGUACGUGCUCAUAUCCCAUAUCCGGAGAAACGGAGAGAGAGGGGGGGGAGGCUAACGUUCCUCUUUAUGUGCAUCUUUUCCUCUGCAGACGCGUGCGUGACAUAUCUGCUCCCGGAUUUCCCUUCAACUUUUCUUUUUUGUUGUUGCGGUUUUUUAUACUGUUUUCAUUGUCGCAUUUCCUCCGUCCUCCGUGUCUUUGGAAUGAACCGUUUUCCCGCCUGCGUCGUUUCCAUGUCAGCAUGGGAACUGCCGUCUCCAAAAGGAAGAAUUUAAGAAACGAUGCGAUAUCUUCUGUGGCAGCAAAAGUUAGAGCAGCGCGAGCAUUUGGAGAGUACCUGUCCCACACACACCCUGAAAAUCGAAACAGAUCAGCUCAUCCUUUGUGUGAAACCUUGGUGGGUCCCGACCAGGAGUCGCCAAGUGACACGAUUGCCCCCAACAACAACAACCACCUCUAUCCCUGCUCCAACACCACCAAGGGCUGUGAGAACAACCGGGAGCCAAGCUUGGUGAAACCCCCGCUGGGCUUACUCCAGCAACCUCCCCCUUCCAUCAUCAUCUCUACCAAAGCAUCACGAUUGUCCCUAGAGCGCAGCUUCUCAGCAGAGGAAGACCAGCUGAAGUGCGUUGAGUGCACCCUCCAGCCUGCCCGUGUGUACACCAUCACCACCCAGCGGGGUAUGCUGAUGAGCAGCGGCCGGGGCAGCAAGGAGAGCCUAGAACUGGACGUCCUAAAGGAAAAGUCGGGGAGUGGCGGGUUGGGAUCCAGAGGUGGCUUGAUCCAGCCCUCCACUUCCCCUUCUUCCACCUCAUCGUCUCCAACCCAGUUCCACCAGGCCAGCAGUGGUCGUGGCACCAGCCACCAUCACAGAAACCAUCACGACACGCACCACGGAAACCACCACCACAGCAUCUCGGGCCCCAAUGCCCCUUCCAGUAGUGGAGGAAGUAGCGGGGCAAGUGGAAGCAGCAGUAGUAACCAACAGCAGUCUUUAGCCGUCGCUGGAUCCCACUCCCAUCAUGGAUCACAUCACCACGGCCACCAUCACCUGUCUCAACCCCCGCUGCAGACCUCCGUCAGUGCCCACAACAUCCGCGGCUGGGGCGAGGGUGGAAAAGGGGAGGCGGAGUGCAGCGGGCUGGCCUGUGAGUCAUGCAGCAGCACCCCCUCGCGGAGCCAAGGCUCCUUGGACCUAGAGAGCGCGUCCCGAGAGGCAGGCAAGCAGCACCGACGCCUAGAGAGGAUGUGGAGUGUGGACCGGGUGACUGGUCUGGAGAGAGAUGACACUAACUGGUUUCCCAAGGAAAAUAUGUUCAGCUUUCAAACUGCCACAACAACCAUGCAGGCGAUAUCGAACUUCCGGAAGCAUCUUCGGAUGGUGGGCAGCAGGAGGAUGAAAGCACAGACAUUCGCUGAGCGUAGAUCGAAGAGUUUCAGCCGUUCCUGGAGUGAUCCCACCCCUGUCAAGACUGACUCUCCUCAUGACCCCAGAGACAGUGGAGACCUGCAGACCUCCUGCGGUACAUUAGAUGAAGGAGGCCUCGAUGACAAUAUAGACUGGGAGGAGGAGAGAGAGAUGGAGAGGCUGGCCUGCGAAGGAGAUGACUUUGUACCUCCCAAAAUCAUGCUGAUCUCUUCUAAGGUCCCAAAGGCGGAGUACAUUCCCACUAUAAUCCGCAGGGAUGACCCCUCCAUCAUCCCCAUCCUCUAUGACCACGAACAUGCAACGUUUGAUGAUAUUUUGGAGGAAAUAGAGAAGAAGCUCACAGCCUACAGGAGAGGAAGCAAGUUCUGGAGGAUGCUCAUCUUUUGUCAGGGAGGCCCUGGUCACCUGUAUUUACUGAAAAAUAAAGUGGCAACUUUUGCUAAGGUGGAAAAGGAAGAGGCCAUGAGCCAGUUCUGGAGGAGGCUUAGUCGCUUCAUGAGUAAAAUCAACCCAGAACCCAACAUCAUCCACAUAAUGGGAUGCUAUGUCCUGGGCAACCCCAAUGGAGAGAAGCUGUUCCAGAAAUUGAAGAAUCUGAUGAGGCCUUAUUCUGUCGAGUUUGAGUCGCCGCUGGAGCUGUCUGCGCAGGGCAAAGAAGUGAUUGAGUUGUACUUCGACUUCCGCCUCUACCGGCUUUGGAAGACACGGCAGCACUCCAAACUCUUGGAGUAUGAGGAGUUUUUGUGACGAAGAAACAUGGAUAAAUGGUCCGGUGCCACGAGGAGCCAGUAAAAAACUGGUCCGAUGACUGAACAUUGCUCAACUAUAGUGCUCGGCUCAAUAUAAACAGUCAUACCUGCUUUCAUUCUGAGCGGACCGGGAGCGGAGGAAGAAGGAUGAGAGGCAGGACAAGGACGCUGAAGACAAACUAAGUUAUGCCGUGCCUCUGCUCCUCCUCAUUAUUAGUGUAACGAUGAAAGACUAACAGAAAGGGCCAAAGAAAUACACAUAAAAGAAAAAAUGAGGAAAAAGCAGAGACAACCGGACUGUCCGCAUCUUAGUCACACACUCCCUUUUUCUCUUGAGUUUGAAAGCAAAAGGAAAAUCCAAAAUACAAAUGCGUAAAAAGCAAAUAUAAUUUUAGUCACAUCUUGGUUGAAAAGGCGGAUUUUCAGGCUGAUGCGCUUCAGAAAAAUCGCUGAAACUCAUCGUGCCAUAAUCCGGUUCUGUGUUUCAACUGGACCUCUCAGAUGAUCUCAGACCCCUGGAGACAUACAUAUACAUAAAUAAUCCAUAUGUCAAUGUGUGUAUAUAUCACAUUAAAAAAUUAGCAUAGCUUUAGUAAUGCAAAUAAUACUCUAUAUGAGAAUAAUGAUGCAUCAUUUAUUUUUGAUGUGCAUUUGUUGUGCAGUUUCAUAUGGAAAUACUUUGGAACAACUCAGGUUUUAGCCAUGAAGUAAUUAAUCUGUUUGUCUAUUCUAUCAAGAUAUUGUAAUCUUCAUUGCCAUUGCUUGGAAUGAAUGUAUUAUCUCUCUAGACAUGUAUCUUCUGUUUGAGGAAUUUAGCAUCAUGUUUUGGUAAAAAAGAAAAGAAAGAAGAAAAAGAAAGUGCAGAUUUUGUGUGCGAGUGCGUGUGUUUUCCAUGU